Messenger RNA from Capronia coronata CBS 617.96, 1797 nucleotides. RefSeq lists its product as uncharacterized. The transcript has a single exon. Gene Ontology annotation, biological process: polysaccharide biosynthetic process. NCBI's taxonomy places the organism in Eukaryota, Fungi, Ascomycota, Eurotiomycetes, Chaetothyriales, Herpotrichiellaceae. The record is from RefSeq and is a predicted model, not a curated record. Gene Ontology annotation, molecular function: acyltransferase activity, transferring groups other than amino-acyl groups. Bases 1 to 1797 code for a protein of 598 amino acids. Gene Ontology annotation, cellular component: membrane.
AUGAAAUCGACCGAGUCCCAUGUCCUCAAGGAAUCGCUGAUCCAAGAAGAAAGGGCUAUUUCGUCUGAUUUCACCGACGACCACCAUGUCGAGAAGAACCGGUUCUCCCUGCGACAGGCCCCCAGACAAAUCCUCACCAGGACUCUGACCUUAACGCGGCCGGGCCAUGCAUAUCGAACAAUCAAAAGAAUCGCCUACAGUUUGGUGCCCCAACUACUACGCUCAAAGAUCUGGGACGACCCAGCUCCAAAGCCGAAGCAGUUCCCCACCAGCUAUCUCAAUGGCCUACGAGGCAUCACUUCACUCAAGGUCUUCACGUUUCACUACACCAUGGUCUACAGCGACUUUGGGUUUCAGCCCUGGGCCACCGACGACCGCCACCGGCACUUCCUCGAGCUCCCUAUCAUCCGGUACAUCUAUUCGGGAUUCACAGCGCACAUCUUCUUCGGCAUCGCCGGCUACCUGACCUCGCUACGACUGUUUCAACUGAUCGACAAGCACGACCAAGCCUCUCGCUCGCAAGUCCUGGUCAAUGUCUCUGGCGCCUUAUUUCGGCGCGCAUUCCGACUCUACUUGCCUACACUGAUCGUCACACUAAUUACGGCGCACUACCUCUACUUCGGCCUCUACGAGCCGAAUCGACCACUGCUGCUCGACCAUAUCAACCUCUUCCCCGGCGACUGGGAGGAGCCCAAACCAGAACAAUUCGCCACGUAUUACGAACAAAUGCAUAACUGGGCGCGCGAAAUGUUCGACCUCACCAACAUUUUCGCCCAGCGCGCCGUCUACCCAUGGCACGACCAACAUCUGUGGUCGAUCCUCGCCGAGAUGAAAGGUUCUAUUUUUCUGUAUCUAAUCAUAAUCGCCACAGCGCAAUGCUACAAACAAGUCCGCCUGGCAGCACUGUGUAUCAUGACCGUCAUGUUCUUCCUCUGGAACCACUGGGAGAUCUGGGUAUACAUUCUCGGCGCAAUCGUCGCGCAAGUCGACCUCCUUCUCACGGAGCGCCAGCAAGAAAAGAAAAUGACCCUCACUCCCCCAGUAUCACAUCCAACUCCAGCGUCAUUGAACCGCCUUCCACCAUCUCCACCGCGCUCUCCAGCAUUUUUACAAGAAAAGCACCAACAUCAACACCAACACCAACACCAACACCAACCACAAUCACAAUCAGAGACAUGGUCACGCUUAUCCCCCUAUCUGAUUCUCCCUAAUACUAAUACCAGCAACCACCGCCCAUCCACUCUACUAUCUUCAUUAAUCAACGAUCGCCAUCUUUCCUCACACACUAUUCUCCGAUUCAUCGCAUUCCUCGUGGCAUUCUACCUGCUCUCCUACCCGAUCGACGGCUCGAGAGACUACGCGCCAGGCUACAUGACGCUCAACCUCCUCAUCCCCGAAUGGAUGGACCGCAAAGACAAAUUCUACCCCAACAUCGGCACCGGCCUGCUCUUGUUCCUCCUCGCCCGUCCUGGCGGCGACGCUACUAAAUCCACGUGGCGCCAUCUCUUAAACAGUGCCCCCGCACAGUAUUUCGGCCGGAUCAGUUUCGGGCUGUACUUGGUCCACGGCCCGAUCCUGCAUGCGUUCGGAUACAUGAUUCCCCACCGGAUCUGGUGGGCCAUGGGCACCCAGGGCGUCGAUACGACGAAUGGGGUCUGGACUUUUGCCAUUCUCGUCGGGUGGGCGGUGAGUUUGGCCGUGUCGUUGUGGGUCGCGGACGUGUGGACCAGGGAGGUGGAGAGUCGCUGUGUCAAGGCGGUGAAGAGGUUGGAGGAGGUUUGUUUUGUGAAAGGUUGA